Messenger RNA from Puccinia triticina, 414 nucleotides. RefSeq lists its product as uncharacterized. The record is from RefSeq and is a predicted model, not a curated record. Gene Ontology annotation, biological process: proteolysis. The transcript has 4 exons. Gene Ontology annotation, molecular function: aspartic-type endopeptidase activity. NCBI's taxonomy places the organism in Eukaryota, Fungi, Basidiomycota, Pucciniomycetes, Pucciniales, Pucciniaceae. The coding region runs from base 1 to 414 and encodes 137 amino acids.
AUGAACGUUCGACCUGACGUUGAUCUCGCCGAAAGUACCAAGGAGCUUGGAAUUGCCUUUGCUUUCGACAACUUUGAUGGAAAUUUGGGUAUUGGCUACAAUACCAUCUCUGUCCUCCACCUCCCCCCACCAUUCUACAAGAUGAUGGAGAAGAACCUGCUUGAGGAGCCUCUAUUUGCCUUUCACUUGGGCUCAGCUGAGGGAAGCAAGGCUGACCCAAAGGGUGGUGAGGUCGUCUUUGGCGGGCUUGACGAGGCGCACUACAAGGGUGAGAUCUUCUAUGCUCCAGGAAUGAAACUCCACUACGUCGGUGCUGCUAUUGAUACCGGACGCACUUUGCUCAUUGCUCUUCCAACCAAGACUGCCGAGAUCAACAACACGGAGAUUGACGCCAAGACGAGCUGGUCCGGCUAA